This is a messenger RNA of Colletotrichum graminicola M1.001, 762 nucleotides long. RefSeq lists its product as uncharacterized. The record is from RefSeq and is a predicted model, not a curated record. NCBI's taxonomy places the organism in Eukaryota, Fungi, Ascomycota, Sordariomycetes, Glomerellales, Glomerellaceae. Gene Ontology annotation, cellular component: core mediator complex; mediator complex. Gene Ontology annotation, molecular function: transcription coregulator activity. The coding region runs from base 1 to 762 and encodes 253 amino acids. The transcript has 3 exons. Gene Ontology annotation, biological process: regulation of transcription by RNA polymerase II.
AUGGCUGACAACCCAGAGGAGCCAUCGCAUAACGCGCUGUCUUCAACCUUUCCCAACCCGCCUCCGUUUUGGAGGCAGUUCACGCCCGAAAACCUAUCCCGCAUCGAAGAGCUUCGCAAAGCCCAGGCCGACAAAGAUGGUAUCGCAGUCAAGGACCUGACCGUCCGCCUACCAGAUAUUCCCGAAGAUCUCAUGCACCUUCAACCGCCAGCCGAACCAGCAACAGGCACUUGGAGAGUCCUCGGAGGAAACUACACUCUCGACGACAAGCUUCCCUCUUUAGAGGAGGGCGAAAUCCAACGACUGGCGCCGGCGCACUCGGACGAAAAGGACGGUAAACCCAUCGACCGGGCAUUCGAGCUCAAGAAGAUGGCCAAGUCUCUUCUCUUGAACUUCCUGGAGCUUGUCAGCGUCAUGGCAACGGUGCCGGACGACGGCGCUGCCAAAAUCCAAGACCUGCGCAUUCUCCUAAUUAACUUCCAUCAUCUUCUCAACGAAUACCGACCUCAUCAAGCUCGCGAAUCGGCCAUCGCUCUGAUGCAAUCGAACCUCGACCGCACAAGGGCAGAAACAGCAGCCAUCCGAGCCCAGGUGGACAAGGCGAAGCGGGUCCUGGAGGGCCUUGGCAGCAUCGAGACGCCCAAGGCACCAGAAAACAUCACGUCAGCCGUUGAUGGCGAACUGACCGCCAAAGAUGUGGAGGCCUUCAGCAGGGCGAGAGAGCAGGAGGUGUGGGCGGAUGCGGACGUGUUGUUUCUCUAG